ACUUGUGAGGAACAUUGGCAAAAAAUACCGAUCCCUAUGUAAACAAUGGCGGACAAACUGGGCAAUACGGAAUUAUUUUGGGAAGAUGCUGUGGUUAUCGCUAUUUAUUUUGCUAUAGUUUUAGCCAUUGGAGCAUGGUCGUCAUGGCGAAGUAAAAGUGACAGCAUCAGUGGUUACUUUCUAGCCAGUCGUAGCAUGCAUUGGAUACCCGUUGGUGCAUCUCUUUUUGCAAGCAAUAUCGGAAGUGGGCAUUUCAUAGGUUUGACAGGAUCGGGGGCCAGUUCAGGAAUUGGAAUUGCUGGAUUUGAGCUAAACGCUAUGUACGUGGUUUUAAUUCUCGGUUGGUUUUUUGUUCCCGUAUACAUGGCUUCUGGAGUUUACACAAUGCCUGAAUAUUUAAGGAAACGAUUUGGAGGCCAACGAAUUCGAAUUUACCUAUCAGUGUUGGCCCUGCUACUGUAUGUGUUCACUAAAAUCUCGGCUGAUUUAUACGCUGGAGCAAUAUUUAUCAAUCAAUCCAUCAAGCUGGACUUAUAUGGAUCUGUCCUCGCACUUCUCGCCAUCGCUGCGAUAUUUACAAUAGCAGGUGGCCUCAGUGCAGUUAUAUGGACCGAUUUUGCUCAAACCAUCCUCAUGCUUUUUGGUGCUCUGGUGUUAGCAGUUAAAAGCAUAUCCAAGGCGGGCGGCUACUCUCACCUGAUGGAAAGUUUCGGGGAGAUCGCUGUGAAUGAGAGUUAUGUGGGCUACGGGGCGGAUAACGAGUCCUGCAGCGCCGUUCCCGGCAACUACAUGCACCUCCUCCGUUCCCCCUCUGACCCUGAACUGCCGGCGACCGGGAUGAUUGUCGGAUUGACCAUCAAUGCCAUCUGGUACUGGUGCUCCGAUCAGGUAAUUGUCCAAAGAGCUCUAUCGGCUAAAGACCUGUCGCACGCUAAAGGUGGUUGCAUUUUGGCUGGAUAUCUGAAACUUCUGCCUUUGUUCUUGCUCGUGAUACCUGGGAUGGCGGCCAGAGUAUUGUUUCCGAAUGAAGUGGCCUGCUCCGAUCCCGUUAUGUGUGAAGAAAUCUGUGGAAGUAAACUGGGUUGCACAAACAUCGCCUAUCCGAAAUUAGUGUUGGAACUCAUGCCUGCUGGAGCUCGCGGUCUUAUGAUAUCGACGAUGUUGGCUGCCUUGAUGAGUUCACUGACAUCCAUUUUCAAUAGCAGUUCCACGAUCUUCACUAUGGACAUCUGGAGAAGAUUCAGAAAACAGGCUUCGGAAACUGAACUUCUGAUAGUUGGAAGAGUCUUUGUGCUUCUUCUCGUGGUUAUUAGCAUCGUUUGGAUUCCCAUUGUCCAAGCUGCUCAGAACAGUCAGCUUUUCCACUACAUUCAGAGCGUGACAUCCUUCCUAGCUCCUCCAGUGUGCGCUGUAUAUGUAUUGGCGAUAAUUUAUAAAAGAGUUAAUGAACAGGGCGCUUUCUGGGGCCUCAUGGUUGGUCUCCUCAUCGGAAUGAUCCGAUUCAUCUGGGAAUUUUCCUACACAGUUCCGAGUUGUGCGUCGCAAUUGCCAGAUCCACGCCCGGCCAUCAUAUCCAAAGUCCAUUACUUGCACUUCGGGAUAAUUUUAUUCGUCAUCUCCUGUAUAGUAACAGUAGUUAUAUCGUACGCUACUCAACCCAUAGCGAACAAGCAUCUUCCCAGGCUCUUGUUUUGGAGUCGGCACAGUAAAGAUGUGCGAAUCGAUAUUACGAAAAAGAACAUUAAUCAGAAUAAGAACAGAGACACAGAAAUGGGAGAAGUGAAUGCUACCUUUCAAGAUGAUGAUCUCAAAUGCCGCCAUCAAGAAAAAGUGAUAAAAGACGUAACUUCAGUAUACAUAACAGAUCCUAUUAAAAAUUGCGUAGAAAACAAAGGAGUCCUUCAAAAAUCAUUAUCAGAAGAUAUUAUAAUCGAAAGGCCCGCAUGGAAAAAAGUUCUCUUCUUCUUAUGUGGCGUUUCGAAACAAUCGAAUGCAGCUGAUAGUGCAGAACAGUUCUCAGCUGAGGAAGAGGCAACUUUGGCAGUUGAAGGCAUAAUCGAAAAGCCACUGUGGCAGAGGAUAUGCAAUGCGAAUGCGUUACUUCUCAUAGCCGUUUGUUCCUUCAUAUGGGGAUAUUAUGCGUAGUACUUUUAUAAUAUAACCAGAAUUACCAGUUUGUGGACGGGAAAUUCUUUUCAUAUUGUGAAUUUUAUUUUGAAGGCGUAUAUGAUGCUGUAAUUGAAAAAGUCUAGCACACUGAAAGAGGAACCGUUGAUUUGUAAUGAACCUGUCAACAGGAAAACCGGUUAGUUGGGAAAUGGCUUUUCAAUGAGCCAUUUAUUUAUCAAUGAACAUUUGUAGAGUUCAUACAUUAUAUGCAUAUAUAAUACAUAAACUUUCCAGUACGAACACUUUCUAAAGUGAAAUAGACCCGGAUAAUUCUAUUUAUUGUAAAUAGCAUCUUUGAGAAUCUAUACAAAGAUAUUUUAAUGCAUUUUUUUUAAAGAAUUCUACAUAUGUUUUUAUACAUGUUGAAUGUUUUAUAUUUGAAAAGUUAUAAUGUUGUGGCAUUUUCUAAUGUAUAUACUUAUGUCAAUUUCUUAACAUAAAGGAAAUUCUCAGUAUUUCUCUUUUAACCAGAUCGAUUUAUUUUAGUAUCAAUGACUGAUAUAUUAAUAAUUAAAUAACUCCUUAACAAUGAUUUAGUUUUAUUAUUUUUCUGAAAGUGUAUGAACGAUGUACAAUAUGCAGCAAUUGGAACAUAAGACAUCACCAUAACUGACCAACCUCCGUUAAACUGUGCGUCUUGCAUUUAUGAAUACGAUUUUAUUAACUUAUUCUUUAUUAUUUUAACAAAUAUGGGAAAAGUCAUCUUUCUAUAAAUAACAAAACAGCAUGGAUAAAGAAAUUUUAAAUUCCAUAAAAGGAAAGCAUUUUGUUCUAUAGACUACUGCAGAUGAAAAUUUCUGAUGGAGGACAAUUUUUUUUACUUAAAAAAAGACAAAAUAAAAUAAUCUUAAUCUAA
Molecule: messenger RNA, 3025 nt
Organism: Argiope bruennichi
Lineage: Eukaryota; Metazoa; Arthropoda; Arachnida; Araneae; Araneidae
Product: sodium/mannose cotransporter SLC5A10-like
Exons: 15
Coding region: 46-2145 (699 amino acids)
Biological process (GO): transmembrane transport
Cellular component (GO): plasma membrane
Molecular function (GO): D-glucose:sodium symporter activity
Source: RefSeq, a predicted model, not a curated record